Limulus polyphemus (Atlantic horseshoe crab) is the source of this 916-nucleotide messenger RNA. RefSeq names its product RNA-binding protein Rsf1-like. Gene Ontology annotation, molecular function: RNA binding. The coding region runs from base 126 to 644 and encodes 172 amino acids. NCBI's taxonomy places the organism in Eukaryota, Metazoa, Arthropoda, Merostomata, Xiphosura, Limulidae. Gene Ontology annotation, biological process: positive regulation of mRNA splicing, via spliceosome. The record is from RefSeq and is a predicted model, not a curated record. The transcript is spliced from 3 exons. Gene Ontology annotation, cellular component: spliceosomal complex.
AAAAUAUAAAAAGCGGUUUUAACCGGUUGUUCUGUCGUAGGAAUAUCUAGUAAAUAGGCAAUUUGACGCAUUACAGCUUUUUCAGACAAAGACUUGGAAGAGAGAAAAAUUUGGUCUUAAAGAAGAUGCAGAGAAGGGACAGAGGAACAAGAGUUUUUGUUGGAGGUCUGACUGAAGAUAUCCAAAAAGAAGAUUUGGAGAUGGAGUUUAGUAAAGUUGGAAAAAUUUUGAGUGUGUGGGUGGCUCAGAACCCUCCUGGUUUUGGGUUUGUAGAAUUUGAUCACAGGGAUGAUGCCGAUGAAGCAAUCAGCUCAAUGAAUGGGCAAAUUAUCAAUGGCAUAAGAAUCAGGGUAGAAAUGUCUCGAGGAAGACGUGGAAGAGGAGGACCGCGAGGAAGAGGGGGAUUCAGAGGAGGGCGAGGUGGUGGCUUUAGAGGUAAUCGUGGGGGAUAUGAUAGACGGGGUUCAUCAUACGACUCGUACAGGGGAGAUAGCAGCUUCUCUCGCAGAGGGGGCGGAUACAGGUCUCGAGAUGGAGGAGGUAGAUUUGAUCAUUUUGACUCGUACGGAGAUGGUUAUGAUUCUUAUGACUACAAGAGCUCUGGUCCAAGCUACCGCAGCAGGUCCCCAAUUAGCAACAGGUAGUUUACAAAUGUCUUCUGAGUAGAAGUUCUUCAAGAUGCUUCAGAAGUACCUUCGUCGAAUCAGUGAUUGCCCUUGUUUUACCAAGGGUUAUACAUUCUGCGACUGAAGUGUAAAGUCUUCACUAUUAUUGUGCUUCUUGUCAUUUUGAGUUGUGUGAAUUUGUUUUUAUAGCAUUGUGUUGGCUUGUUGAAAGCCACACAACCUCACAGAUUUCAGAUAAGAUUAACAUUUUAUUAUUGUGAAUUCUCAUAAUAAAAUAAACAUACCCAUUA